Molecule: messenger RNA, 558 nt
Organism: Penicillium brevicompactum
Lineage: Eukaryota; Fungi; Ascomycota; Eurotiomycetes; Eurotiales; Aspergillaceae
Product: HIT family protein
Exons: 2
Coding region: 1-558 (185 amino acids)
Molecular function (GO): catalytic activity
Source: RefSeq, a predicted model, not a curated record
AUGUCAGCUCUCAAAGGUGCCUCGGCACCAAUCUACUUCGGUUCCUUCAUUGUCACACCACAGGUCUUCUUCACCACGCCCCUGUCAUUCGCCCUUGUGAAUUUGAAACCAAUUCUUCCUGGUCAUGUCCUCAUAUCACCGCGCCGUGUCGUCCCUCGGGUCACAGACCUGACACCAGCGGAAACGAGCGAUCUGUUCCUCACAGUGCGCCGAGUCGGUCGAAUGGUCGAGCGCGUCUACGGUGCCUCAAGCUUGAACAUUGCAGUACAGGACGGCGUGCACGCCGGCCAAAGCGUGCCCCAUGUCCACGCGCAUAUAAUUCCCCGCAAGCCGGCAGACCUAGAUCACCGUGGUGGCACGGAUGCGGUCUACGAUCUACUUGAUGGGGAUGAGGGAGAUAUAGGGAAAGCGUUCAAGGAUGCUGGGGCCACCGAGGACGGCAGGAGAAAUAAAUUCCCCGCUGUCGACAACGAGGCGAGGAGUCCUAGAGGCGAGGAAGAAAUGAGGGCAGAGGCGGAGAUGUUAGCGCGGGAAAUGGAGAAGGAACCUUUGGAUUAA